AUGGCAUCUUUCCAAGAUAAAGUGAUCGCUAUCACCGGUGCAGCCUCUGGAAUGGGGUUGGCCACAGCAAAACUUCUCGCUAGUCGAGGCGCAAUAAUCUCUCUCGCCGAUAUCAACGAGAAGGCCCUGGGGGAGGCUAUCAAGUCCCUCCCAAACAGCGAAAAGCAUAUGACCACGGCUAUCGAUGUGCGCAGCAGCAAAUCAGUGGACUCUUGGAUUCAGUCGACUGUUGAAAAAUUGGGCAAGCUGGACGGUGCUGUGAAUAUGGCCGGAAUUAUCACACCUGCUGCUCCGAUCACAGAGGAGACCGACGAUAAUUGGGAUUUCACAUUCUCUGUGAAUACGCGCGGAGUAUUCUUCUGCCUGAGGGCUGAGUUGAAAGCAAUGAAGGCCGGCGGUAGCAUCGUCUCUGCUGCAAGUGUGUUCGGUCAAAUGGGUGCUCCCGGUGUCUCGGCCUACUGCGCCAGCAAAGCAGCUGUUAUUGGGUUGUCGCAGACUGCUGCAAAGGAGAAUCAAAAUAUUCGAGUCAACUGUGUUUCGCCAGGCUCUGUCAAUACACCCCUCUCCGCUGGCGAAGACCCCGAAGAUGUGAAGCGCGGUUUGCAAAAGACGGCACAGAAGCGACAGGCACAGCCAGAGGAGAUUGCAACUGUGAUCGCAUUCCUUCUCAGUGAGGAGGCAAGCUUUGUGACUGGGGCUGUGUACAAUGUGGAUGGUGGUUGGAUGUGCUGA
Penicillium expansum is the source of this 732-nucleotide messenger RNA. Its product is annotated as SDR family NAD(P)-dependent oxidoreductase. Gene Ontology annotation, molecular function: oxidoreductase activity. The record is from RefSeq and is a predicted model, not a curated record. The coding region runs from base 1 to 732 and encodes 243 amino acids. The transcript is spliced from 4 exons. Lineage: Eukaryota; Fungi; Ascomycota; Eurotiomycetes; Eurotiales; Aspergillaceae.